AUGAUUGAGUCAGAGUGGGGAGACCCCCCCAUCAGCUCAGACGACGAGGGGGGCCCCCCUAGCCCUUCCCUGGGGGCCCCGGGGGCCCCGGGGUCCCCCGGGGGCCCCAGGGGCCCCUGUUGCCUCUGGGGGGCCCCCCUGCUGCAUGCAGCGCAGCAUAAGGGGGCCCCCGCUGCGUUGGGUUCAUGUGCCUUUUGCUGCAGCGGCAGCUCCCGCGGCUGCUGCAGCCUUUGCUGCUCCAGGAGGGGCCUCCAGGGGCCCCCCCAAGGGGCCCCUGGGGCCCCCCAGGGGGCUCCCGCAGAGUCCCCCGCUGCUGCAGCUGUGGGGGCCCCCCAAGAGGGCCCCCCGGGGGGCCCCCCGGAAGGCCCCCCAGGGUCACCUUUUAGCCCGCAGGGCUCUUCUGGGGGCCCCCCGCGGGCCUGCGGGGCCCCCGGCGCCGCGAGCCAGGCCCCCAGCAGCAGCAGCAGCAGCAGCAGCAGCAGCAGCAGCAGCGAGGGGAACGGCGUGGCGGCGCUGCGGGACAACAGCAGCAGCACCUUUUGGCAGUCCGAGGGUUUGUCUCCGCACGCGGUGUCUCUACAGUUCAACAAGGAGUUGAAAAUUGCCCGAGUGGAUAUUUUGUUGAAUUUGCAUUUGGACGAAAGUUACACUCCCAAAAGAGUCCAAAUCAAACUCGGGUCUUGCCCCGCAACUCUGCGUGUAGUAAGAGAUGUGGAAUUCGCUGCAGCAGAUGAACAAAACUGCUGGUGGGGAAUUGAACUCAACGCAGUGCAUGCACUCAAGGAAGCAAAUGGCCUGGAAAGUGCAGAAGACGAGUUGCUGAGUUUGCCCCUUCCAGGUGUACAUACACCUGAAUAUCUCAGAGCUGCUUGUCUCCAAAUUUCUGUUCUUUCCACUCACCAGCAAGGCAGAGACACGCAUAUUCGACAAGUUAGGGUAUAUGGCCCCAUGGAAGACUGCGACGAACGAGAAGCAGCUCCUCCGGCGGCCUUUGCCCCCGAAAUGUCCUCAAUGCCAAAUGAUGCGGUGUACGCGCUGUCGCUCGCCCAUGAAGGUGUCGAUACACCCCAGCCCAGCUACAGGGGAAGAGAAGCACAAAUGAGCAGCAGCAGCAGCAGCAGCAGCAGACACUGGAGCCAGGACUUUCUUGCUGCUCUAACUACUACUCAAACCACUCUCCUCUAG
This is a messenger RNA of Eimeria tenella, 1185 nucleotides long. Its product is annotated as anaphase-promoting complex subunit 10 domain-containing protein, putative. Gene Ontology annotation, cellular component: anaphase-promoting complex. The record is from RefSeq and is a predicted model, not a curated record. The coding region runs from base 1 to 1185 and encodes 394 amino acids. NCBI's taxonomy places the organism in Eukaryota, Apicomplexa, Conoidasida, Eucoccidiorida, Eimeriidae. The transcript has 6 exons. Gene Ontology annotation, biological process: anaphase-promoting complex-dependent catabolic process; protein K11-linked ubiquitination.